AUGAGUGAACUCUCUGAGUUUCAGAAGAGACGUCUUGAGAAUAUCAAGAGGAAUAAUGAUUUGCUGAAGAAAUUGAAUUUAACCGGUGCUGCUACCAAGAUCAAGCGAGAAGCUGGUAUAAAUGAGGAUCACCAUCCCAAAAAGAAGAAAGCUGCUCGAAAACCAGCCGAAAAGAGAAGUGUGUCUCCCAAGGUACCCAAAGUACCGACUAGACGUUCUAGCAGGCUAAGAGGACAGGCAGCUGAGGGGAAUGGCGUGCCUAAUGUUAGUGAUAAUCACUUGAUGAAGAUGGGGAGAAGCAAUUCCCCAGAUCAGGCUUUGGUCGAUGAGAUGAAGGAUACAAAGAUAGUUGGAGAUGUCAAACUUAGUGAUCUUUUGAAAGGUGAGGAUGAAGAAGAACUGAUCAACAAAUUCAAAUUGUACGCUGAUAGGAACUUUUCAUCCGGUGAUUUCUUCCAAGAGAUUAGAAAGCACCAGGGCAAGUCAAAACCUCAAUUAGAUGAAUUGCAAAAAGAUUUUGAUUUACAACCAUACGAUGUUUUCCAACCUAACGAGAUCAAGAUCACGCACGAUCGUAUCACGUCAAUGUAUUUUCACCCAACAGUCGAUAAAAAACUGAUUAUUGGUGGUGAUACAUCCGGAAACAUUGGCCUGUGGAACGUUCGCGAUGAACCUUUAGCCGAGAAUGGUGCCGAUGACCUUGAAGAGCCCGACAUAACAAGGGUUCAACUAUUCACAAAAAAUGUUGGAAAAAUAGAUUGUUUCCCGUCGGACACCAGUAAGAUUCUUGCCGCAUCCUAUGACGGGUUUAUUCGUUCAAUCGACCUAAACACCUUAAAAAGCGACCAGCUGCUGACACUCGCCAAUGAAUACGGCGAAGCAUUGGGUGUUAGCGAUUGUCAAUUCAGCUAUGAGGAUCCCAAUAUACUCUUUAUGACAACUUUAACAGGGGAAUUCACUACGAUGGAUAUAAGGUCAAAACCCUCAAAAUGUGAGCUCAAGAGAUUAUCCGACAAGAAAAUUGGGUCAUUCAACAUAAACCCCAGCAGACCUCACGAAAUUGCUACAGGCUCUCUAGAUAGGACACUUAGAAUCUGGGACGUGAGGAAGAUCGUAGAUAAACCCGAAUGGUCCCAGUAUGAAGAUUUCCCCAGCUACCAUGUGAUAUCCACCUACGAUUCCAGGCUAAGUGUCUCGGCAGUCUCGUUCUCUCCCACGGACAACACACUGGUUUGCAAUGGUUACGACGAUACCAUAAACCUUUUUGACGUGAGUGCGAACACGCUUCCGGAAUCAUUAGAGCCUAAAACUACAAUCAAACAUAACUGUCAAAGCGGGCGGUGGACAAGUAUACUAAAGGCAAGAUUCAAGCCGGACAAAAACGUCUUUGCCAUUGCUAACAUGAAGAGAGCGAUCGAUAUCUACGACAGUCAGGGCGAACAAUUGGCUCAUCUGAAUACGGCAACAGUACCUGCAGUACUGGGUUGGCACCCACUGCGAAACUGGAUCGCCGGAGGCAAUUCCAGCGGGAAGGUGUUUUUAUUUACAGAUGAACAAGACAUCAAGAUAGAGGAAGCAUGA
Molecule: messenger RNA, 1581 nt
Organism: Torulaspora delbrueckii
Lineage: Eukaryota; Fungi; Ascomycota; Saccharomycetes; Saccharomycetales; Saccharomycetaceae
Gene: CMR1
Product: Cmr1p
Exons: 1
Coding region: 1-1581 (526 amino acids)
Biological process (GO): regulation of DNA damage checkpoint
Cellular component (GO): nucleus
Molecular function (GO): protein binding; DNA binding
Source: RefSeq, a predicted model, not a curated record